AUGCACCAGCACAUCAAAUCUACGUCCGAUGUACCAGAGAUAGGAGGAUCAUCUGCUGGAUUUAUUGUCCUCGUUGUCUCCCUUUCUGCUCUCAUCAUCAUAUGUUGCAUCGCCGUCUUCUUCCUUCUGCGAAACCACAACCCUACACCAUAUGAACGUGAAAUGCGCCGUGCGCGGAGGCUGCAUAGGCGACAGGAACGUUCGCUGUACGAGACACCCUCCGAGCAUCCUAGCUUCGGUGGGAGGCUUGCACGAUUGUUUGGACGGAGGAAAUCCCAAGGUUGGACCAGGGCGCUCGGUGACGAGGACGAUUGGGACGCUGCCGAAGAGCGGCAAGGGUGGAAGCGGGGUGAGUACGUCCGCAAUCGUGAGUACGCAGCGCCGUACCGGCCUGCGGCCUCGCAUACGCCACCGAUAGACGGGCGGGAGACGAGUACCGACUUUGUGGAGCUCUCUGCGCCGAGUGCUACGGGAGACACUGUAUCUUAUGUGGAUCCAUUUUCGUCGUCGCCUACUUCCAUGGAGGCGGAGGAGCAGAGGGAAUCGCAAGUGAAGGGAGCAAAGGAGGGUGCGCAGUCUUCGGCUGAGGUGAAGGGGUCUGGGUCCCCCUCGCCGAGUGUCUUCCCCGUACGCAAGUUCAGAGGCGGAUCGAAGUUCACAGAGGUGAUAGACCCCUGA
Molecule: messenger RNA, 678 nt
Organism: Fibroporia radiculosa
Lineage: Eukaryota; Fungi; Basidiomycota; Agaricomycetes; Polyporales; Fibroporiaceae
Exons: 1
Coding region: 1-678 (225 amino acids)
Source: RefSeq, a predicted model, not a curated record